Nomascus leucogenys (northern white-cheeked gibbon) is the source of this 1377-nucleotide messenger RNA. RefSeq names its product leucine rich repeat containing 39 (gene LRRC39). Gene Ontology annotation, molecular function: protein binding. NCBI's taxonomy places the organism in Eukaryota, Metazoa, Chordata, Mammalia, Primates, Hylobatidae. The record is from RefSeq and is a predicted model, not a curated record.
CUGACUGGGGAUUUUAAUCAUUUGGAGCCACAUUGAAAAAAAAAUUUCCCCCUGCAAUCUACUCUUAACUGAUAGUCACUAACUUUGGUUAUGUGUGGUCCUUUCUGAAAUGGUAUCUAUGAUUCAGCUAUUCAAAACCUAAUGAAGUUGGUGACUCUAUGACAAUGUGGAGAAAUCAUGACAGAAAAUGUGGUUUGUACUGGGGCUGUCAAUGCUGUAAAGGAAGUUUGGGAAAAAAGAAUAAAGAAACUCAAUGAAGACCUGAAGCGAGAGAAGGAAUUUCAACACAAGCUAGUGCGGAUCUGGGAAGAACGAGUAAGCUUAACCAAGCUAAGAGAAAAGGUCACCAGGGAAGAUGGAAGAGUCAUUUUGAAGAUAGAAAAAGAGGAAUGGAAGACCCUCCCUUCUUCUCUGCUGAAACUCAAUCAACUACAGGAAUGGCAACUUCAUAGAACUGGUUUGCUGAAAAUUCCUGAAUUCAUUGGAAGAUUCCAGAACCUCAUUGUGUUAGAUUUAUCUCGAAACACAAUUUCAGAGAUACCUCCAGGGAUUGGACUGCUUACUAGACUUCAGGAACUGAUUCUCAGCUACAACAAAAUCAAGACUGUCCCCAAGGAACUAAGUAAUUGUGCCAGCUUGGAGAAACUAGAACUGGCUGUUAACAGAGAUAUAUGUGAUCUUCCACAAGAGCUCAGCAAUCUGCUAAAACUUACUCACCUUGAUCUGAGUAUGAACCACUUUACUACAAUCCCUCUUGCUGUGUUGAACAUGCCUGCCCUUGAGUGGCUGGACAUGGGAAGCAACAAACUCGAACAACUUCCUGAUACUAUAGAAAGAAUGCAAAAUCUACAUACGUUAUGGCUGCAACGAAAUGAAAUAACAUGCUUGCCUGAAACAAUCAGCAAUAUGAAAAAUCUGGGUACUCUUGUUCUCAGCAACAACAAACUGCAAGAUAUUCCAGUAUGCAUGGAAGAAAUGGCAAAUCUGAGGUUUGUCAACUUCAGAGACAACCCACUGAAAUUGGAAAUAUCACUUCCUCCCAAUGAAGGCACAGAUGAAGAAGAGGAACGGGAAUUAUUUGGCCUUCAGUUUAUGCAAACAUACAUACAAGAGUCACGGAGAAGAGCAGAUCACCAAGUCAACGGUUCAACUACUUUACCAAUCUCCAUAAAUACGGAUAGAUAAUAUAAUUCAAGAUGCCCUUCUAAAGAGGAUUACUUUGGUGAAUUCUCUAAUGUUUGGAUUUCUGAAGUAAAAAGAAAAGCUAUUACCAAAGUUUAAUGAGGCCACAGCAUUUUUUAAAGUUCAUAUUAUUUGCUAUUUAAAGUAUAUAUUUUUUGAUAUAAAAAUAUAAUUAAAAAUUUUUUUUUGGUGGAA